Molecule: messenger RNA, 1989 nt
Organism: Yamadazyma tenuis ATCC 10573
Lineage: Eukaryota; Fungi; Ascomycota; Pichiomycetes; Serinales; Debaryomycetaceae
Source: RefSeq, a predicted model, not a curated record
AUGUCUCAACCCAGCCCCAAAUACAGUAUAGACACUCCCUAUUCUGAGGAUAUCCCACUCCAAAAUUUGACCUAUACACCCGCCAAACAAACGUUUGAUGCCGACGAUAUGUCGUCCGCCGACCCCGAAUCCCCCGCCAUCACCGCCGCCGACCUCCCUGAAGAUCCGUUGCUCGACCAAGAACUCAGACCCCUCUGGCACGGGCCCAGCGCCGCCACCGAUGACCCUCCCACGCGAUUCACCGGACGGGCGCUGGCAUGGCUUGAAGAAAUCCCCGAUAAAUUUGACCGGUUGGUCAGUUUCAAGGGUAAAUUGGCACUUUUGACGGGCUAUUUGAUCCUUUGGUAUUUGUGUAUCCACAGCAUUCUCUUCCCGUAUUUCAUGAACCCGCCGUUGGUUGAUGUUGCUGGAACCACGCCCGUCCGGACCUUGGGCUGUACGGACCAGUUCUGGCACGGGAAAAAUGGUGCUUGUGGCAUGGACGCACAAGAUUGUGUUCCAAACCCGUCCCAGAGCGACGUGUUUGUACGGUGUCCAGCUCUCUGUGACCGGAGCUGGACCUACUCCUUGAUCCCCAUGGGCCCAGAGCGGGUCAAGUACCGGGGCUACUUCAUUGGCGGUGGAGAUGACUUGAAAUCGCUGUCUCCUGCUGAACACCAGCUCUCAAACCCCUACAGAGCCGAUUCGUUUGUUUGUGGAGCCGCUGUGCACGCCGGAGUGAUUCUGCCGCUUACCGGUGGCUGCGCUCGUGUGUCCUAUAAAAGUGGUGGCCAACCACGGUUCGAAUCAGCCAAAGGUCACUACGGAGUUGACGAUUCGCUUGGGUUCAAUUCGUUUUUCCCAGCGUCUUUCUUCUUUAAAGUGGUGUCUGGCCUGACCCACCAGUGCUACGACCCCCGAAUCCCGGUACUAGUGAUGAACAUUGUGUUGGCGGUGCCCAUAGUGUAUUUGGCCAGUGGAAUGGUUGCUUUCUGGACUAUUAAUACGGUGGGAUUCUGGACCAUUGUGUUGGCAACAGACCCUCCCGUACAAGUGGAUUCAAGUGAUAGAGAAACAGCCGCUCUGUUGAUAUCCGUCGGCCUUGAGCGGUUUCUUCCCUCGUGUUUCAUCCUUUAUGUGUUAUGGAGAGCUUCUACCCAUCAGACCCUCACCGCACCCGAGAACUUCAAGACCUCGUACCUCAAACGUGUUUUAUUAUUCUGCCCGUUUUUCUGGCUAGGAGUACUAAACAACAUCAGUUUUGAUCGGCUACCAGUCGACAGGCUCACGGUGGCCGACUUGAAGGAGCAGGCAGGUGGUGCGGUGGCCGUGGGAGGAAUUGUGCUUCUUAUCACCACUUGUGCGAUUAUCCAGGCAUACAAAAUAUGGAAGGCUGGGAAGUUCAAGAAGUACCUUGUGAUCUACGUGCUGUUUAUCUUGGGUCUUGUGGCCGUGUCAAUGAUCCCUGGUCUUACUUUACGCGUCCACCACUAUAUUCUUGCCAUGCUUUUGAUUCCUGGGUGUAGCACCAGAGGUUCUACUGCGAUUAUGUUCCAAGGCAUCUUAUUGGGACUUUUCCUCUCGGGUGCAGCCCGCUGGGGGUUGGCGGCCAUAGCCGAAACUGACACUUCGCUUCGUCGUAACGAUCCUAGUGGUAAGGUUCUUCCUCCGGUAAUCACUGGAUUCGAUGUUUCCAGUGGUAUACUCAGCUGGAACAAUACUAUCAAUGAUGCUUACGAUGGAAUAUCCAUUCUCGUCAACGACAUCGAGAGGUACGUGGGAACUAAUGUCACCGGUGUGAACCUUAAACAGCUCUUCAAGAACUCGACUGAGUUGUCAAAUCUAAUUGAGACGUCUCUUGGGGCUAGUGCUGACAACAGUAAUAUUCCUUUGUACAUUCGGAUUGGGAAGAAGAUCAUGGGUACAAAGCGGUACAGUGACUUUUCCAAUGCUGCUGUGAUAACCUGGCCAGAGGGACACAUUGACCUUCCUAACCCUGGCAACACGUAG